AUGCAAAGUCGACAAACUGGUGAACAAUUGCUGUCGUGGUGUCUUUCCCUCGAGGGAAAACUGCACGAGUCUUGCAUUGCCAUGCAAAAGAAGCUUGGUAGCCCUUCGACGUUGUCUCCCAACGCUACUAUCUUGCAAGGAUUCCGCAGCUCUCUUUCUACAGACAUAUUUUUGGGCCAUGUUCAAUUUCCGUCCCUGGCCUGUGCGGAGUCCCAACAAACCUAUUGGGCCACGCUGGUACUUCUUUACCCGCUCAUCGACCAAUUACUCGGCAUUCUUGGGCAACCUGGGGAUGCCUACACUUUAGCCAAAACAUGUCCCACUCCUAGUGACCAAACGGACACCGCAACAACACCGGGCUCGGAGACUGCCGCAGAUUUCACGGCCUUGACCGAGCAUUAUGCGGAUGAAAUUUGCCGCUCUGUUCUUUAUUGUAUACAGCCCGACUUGAAGACUAUGGGCGCGCAGUUAAUGCUGGCACCUUUAAGUCAAGCUGCACAAUUCUACAAUGUGCAAGAGAUCAUUCCGAAACAUCAGUGGUGUCAAUCUGUCUUUAUGACUCUGUCUCACUUGGGCCUGGGCAUUGGCCCUCUGUUGAAAGACAUGGUAUGGCCUAAAUACCGGAUCUCUCAGAGGCAGGAGUCUAUCUCUCCCGAGGUGGAAUCGCCCGAAGGAGGUUCUUGA
Aspergillus melleus is the source of this 684-nucleotide messenger RNA. RefSeq lists its product as uncharacterized. The transcript has a single exon. The record is from RefSeq and is a predicted model, not a curated record. NCBI's taxonomy places the organism in Eukaryota, Fungi, Ascomycota, Eurotiomycetes, Eurotiales, Aspergillaceae. The coding region runs from base 1 to 684 and encodes 227 amino acids.